UUUUUUUUUUGUCUGCGGUUCGGUCGCGCUCACUCCUCUGGCUUUCUUCUCACUCGCCUCUUUCUUGAACAAGGUUCACUAGGUCAAGGUGGUCAAGGUGGUAGGUACAUAAAGUAUAGACUUAGUUCUUAUUAAAGUCCCUCUAGUAUUUUCUUGGUUUCUGUCCCCAUUAAUAAGCUCCAGACCAUCGCCAUCAUCUCAUGUAUAUAAACUGGAGACUAUCCCCAGACCGGCGUGCAUGUUGGUUUGCCCUGUAGACUUGUUUCUCCUAAUAAGCCUUUUGUCUCGGGUUUACUUAUCCCUCCUUCUUCCUACCUACCUUCAUGCUCUCCCGCUGUUCUAGUAAUUAAGCCACUUACAUCAUCAUACCAACUCCCACCCCGAGGCUGCAUACCAAGGAAUCUCUCCACCUCUCCGUCUCCGUCUCCAUCUUGCUUUUGUUUAUUACUUCGUUCCCUCCCUUUCCCUACUCUCUUGUAUUCGUUCCCUCCCUUCCUAGCCUGGGCGGUAUUAGCUAGGCCAAUUCUCUGAGAGAGAUACUUGGUUGUACGCCAGUUAGCAAGACUCGGUAAUUCCACCCUACUGCUGAAGUUUUGCCUACUACGAUACGACGCCCUUCAUUCUCCCAAUCCAGCAAUGGAGGGGGCUUCCAAAGAGUGGCCCGCCACGUUCGGGCCUAAUGACGAGCGUCCAACCUACAGUUCCGAGGAGACGGUAGGUCACGUCAAUGGUGGCCACACCGCGGUGGGGCCAACCGUUGAUCAAACCAUCGCCGCCAAGGUGGCUGAGAAGGAGAAGGUCAAGGCCGAGACGGGCAAGCGCGAGAUCAAGGAAGAAGAUUGUGAGAGCGAACUAGGCUUUGCCUUUCCCACGUGGAAGAAGUGGUGGAUUCUCACCGUCAUCUUCCUUGUCCAGACCUCGAUGAACUUCAAUACCUCUCUGUAUUCGAACGGUCUCGAGGGUAUUUCGGGUCAUUUCGGCGUCAGCGAGCAGGCCGCUCGUGUUGGUGCUGCCAUCUUCUUGAUCACAUAUGCUUUCGGUUGCGAAUUAUGGGCUCCCUGGUCGGAGGAAAUUGGCCGCAAGCCAAUUCUACAGGCUUCUCUGUUCCUUACCAAUCUAUUUACGCUCCCGGUUGUCCUAGCUCCCAACUUCGGUUGUCUACUCGCUGGCCGUGCUCUCGGUGGUCUUUCGACGGCCGGAGGAAGUGUAACUCUCGGUAUGAUUGCCGACAUGUUUGAAAGCGACAGGCAACAAUAUGCCGUAGCCUACAUUGUCUUCUCUUCGGUCGGCGGAUCGAUUCUCGGCCCCAUUGUCGGUGGAUUCGUCCAGAUCCUACCUCCCGAGCAAGCGUGGAAGUGGUGUAUAUGGAUCCAAUUGAUCUUCGGCGGCGCGGUACAGAUUCUUCACUUCUUCACGGUCCCUGAGACUCGCACGACGAUUAUGUUGAACAAAAUUGCCAAGAAGCGAAGAAAGUCGGGCGAGGACCCUAACAUCUACGGACCCGACGAGAUCGAAUCUUUCUGGAAUCGCUUUACCUUCAGGGAGCUCAUCUUCACGUGGCUGCGUCCUUUCCGCAUGUUCGUUACCGAGCCUAUCGUUCUCACGCUCUCGCUCCUCUCUGGUUUUUCGGAUGCCUUGAUCUUCAUGCAGAUUCAAUCGUUUGCCCUCGUCUACGGCAAAGGCGGAUGGAAUUUUAAUAAUUGGCAAGUUGGUCUCGCUUUCUUGCCCAUUGGUCUUGGUUAUGUUAUCGGCUGGUUGCUUUUCCUACCCGCUUUCAAGAGGAACCAGCGCCGCCGCGAGAAACAUCCCGAAGACGAACAUGCCCAAUAUGAAUCCCGUAUGUCGCUCUUGCUGUGGUUGGCGCCUUGCCUACCGAUCGGUCUCAUCAUUUUCGCGUGGACGAGCAGCGGACCCCCACUACACUGGAUCGGCUCCAUGUUCGGCACUUGCAUCAUCGGUAUCGCCAACUAUGCCAUCUACAUGGCCACGAUCGAUUACAUGGUUUGCGCCUACGGACCGUACUCGGCUUCGGCAACUGGUGGAAAUGGUUGGGCUCGUGACUUUUUGGCUGGUGUUCUUACCCUCCCGGCGACACCCUUCUACACCAACAUCGGCCGGGAGAAAGAUAUGAACCUCCAAUACGCGUCGACGAUUCUGUUUUGCAUUUCGGUCGUUUUGGUCAUCGCCGUGUACGUCAUCUACUGGAAAGGGCCAGUACUGCGCAAGCGGUCGCCCUUCGCCCAAAGCUUGGCCCAGGGCACCGCUGAAGUCGGUGGUCAUCACCUCAGCCAAAUCCACUCGCAUCGCCCAUCGACCGCGGGAGGCAACACACGGCCACAGACAGCAACGACAGUAUCUCGUCCACCCACUGCGCCAACCCGGGAAGUUAUGCAGAAGCGUCCGGGUGAUCGCAUGUCUGCCUCGCGACACAAUUCGUACUACUCUGCACAACAGGCUGCGAGUCGGCGCCAAAGCCGACAGGCCAGCCGAAACCCCAGCAGGCGGGGCAGUCUCGAGCAUCAUCGGAAAUCUGUUGAAAGCGAGGAGGGCGUUUCGCACCAUCACCUUCACCAUCGCCUGCAGAACCUGAACACCAUUGCCUCGAACCAGCAGCCGUAGGAGGUUGUCAUCGAGGAGUACUAAGGUGUAUUAGAGGAGAAUACCGCUGCUGCCGUGUAACUGGAGGGAUAGAGUUGUACAUAAUAUAUAUUAACCGUAAAAAAAUAUGAACAUAUAAAGGUAGUAUUGGGAGCACAGCAGAGCAAUGGGAAGAUAUUACAAUGCAUCCUUGGUUGACAGAGAAAGUUGGGCGACUCUUCGUGUCUUUAUUUUCCCACGACCUCGGCGGCUUUCUCACAUUGUCACCCAGGACUGAAACGUCGGAACGACAUUCCAUUGGGCGUUCUUUUGAGGGUUUUUUUCUCACUCUGCUAAGGGAAUUCCUCAUCACGAGAUUUUCGGGGCGGUUUAGGUUCCGUCGACUUUGAUUGGUAGAAUAGGUGUAUAUUCCAUACCUACUGCUACAUUGAUGAAUGAAUAAACCAUUGUUCAUAAAAA
This is a messenger RNA of Hypoxylon trugodes, 3057 nucleotides long. Its product is annotated as MFS general substrate transporter. The coding region runs from base 637 to 2619 and encodes 660 amino acids. The record is from RefSeq and is a predicted model, not a curated record. Lineage: Eukaryota; Fungi; Ascomycota; Sordariomycetes; Xylariales; Hypoxylaceae. Gene Ontology annotation, molecular function: transmembrane transporter activity. Gene Ontology annotation, biological process: transmembrane transport. The transcript is spliced from 2 exons.